UGUCAGGGCAGCUGUUUAUUUAUUGUAUUUAUCGCAUGCGAUUUAUUUUAAACAACAAUUUCAUGCCGCAUUGAUUGCACUUUUUAUGAUUCUUGUAAAGUGAAUAAACUAUUUGUGGGUCGGUGCAAUCGUAAGCAUAAAUUUUCAACAGCUCAUUUACAAUUCAGACAAAAAAGACUCAACACAACUAUUCAUUAUGGCAGACGUGAUGGAUCCAACUAUUUCAGUGUCCAAGGGAUGUUUUGUUUUCAAAGGCGCUGCUGUCGCCAAAACCAGUGGAGCUGCGAAACGGAAGCACAGCGACGAUAAUGUAAGUGCUUUGAGGAAACAAAUGAAUAGUCAGCCUUUCUACUCAACUUAUGCUGACACUUGGCAAAAAUUAGAAAGUCAUAUUGAAGAACUACAGUCAGAAAGCUAUGCUAAAACUCUCGAAGAUGUGGUAAAUUAUGUGAAAAAUGAAUGUAGUACAGGUGGCAGUAUGGAUACAUAUGACAUGGAAGAAAUAGUACCUGCGGCAGCGCUUUUAACUGGCGUAAACCAACCGGAUCAUUUGGAACAAUUCUCCACACUAACACAGCGCCUUCUGCAAAAAAUGUCGGCUUCGGUUUGUAUGCUGCAAUCUCGAGAUUGCGCUUCACUGAAAUCCGCUGUGGAGACAAUGGUGUAUAGUUUUAUAGAAUCAUCGGAACGUGCACCUUCAACAGGACUGCCAGAUGAAGACACGGAACAGCGUGAAAAGAAGCGUCUACGACGCACACAAUGCAACAUGCGACAAUUGUUACAUUGGUAUCGUCGCAAAUACAUAAGACCACAGUUGGAUGCGGAUAGUGAGUUAGACGAUGAAGAUGAUGAAGUCUUAGAAGAGUGUGGUUCACCAACCAAAUGUAUUUCAAAGCGCCCACAUGCUUUGGUUGUUAUAUUGCCAGAUUUCGAAUGCUUUAAUACAACGAUACUUCAAGACUUUAUACUAAUGCUGAGCGCUUACUACACACAUUUACCAUUUGUAUUAGUCUUCGGUGUAGCGACAGCUGUCUCUGCUGUGCAUAACGCAUUGCCCUAUCACGUAACAAGCAAGAUAAAACUUUGCGUGUUCAAAACACAAACGGCGCCAGUUUGCCUAAAUGAGAUUCUGGAACACGUUAUACUUUCGCCUCGAUAUGCAUUCCACCUUUCCGGCAAGGCUUUCAAGUUCCUUACACACAUUUUUCUUUAUUACGAUUUUUCCAUUCACGGUUUCAUACAAGCCUAUAAAUAUUGUCUAAUGGAACACUUCUUUCAAGGCAACGCGUACGCGCUGUGUGCUAAUUACAACACUUCUUUGAGCCGCAUCAAAGCGCUUACACAUGAAGAUGUUGAAAGCAUACGUCGUCUGCUUUCUUUUCGUCCGUAUGUGGAGAACAUCAAUGAUUGCAAGCGUAUUAUCGCCAUACUCACCGACGAUAGCUACUUAAAAAAGAAGCUGCCACAAUUACUGCGGGACUGUCAUAUACAUUUUAUGCUAUUACGAAUAUUUCUGGAAUUUGUCACUGUAUUAGUUGGUGAUUUACCAAAAUGUCCGCUGGGUAAGCAGCGUCGUGAACUCUACGCAUUUUGUCUCUCGAAAGAGCUGCGCGACCAGCCGGAAUUUAAGGAAUGUUGGCAGAUGCUUGGUUUUAUGUCAAAAGAUGAAUUUGUCUCAAAAAUCUCCAAAGCAAUUUCGGUGACAGAGGUAUUUAUGCACACCGAAAUCGUUGAUUUAGAACUAGGUGAUGAUUGCAUGACCAUCGUCAAUUCCAAGUUGCAAGCGGUGAAAGAUCUUUUAACCAAGGUUGUAAUGGCUGGUACGGAGGAUAAAUCACCGACCAGCGCUGCCGCAAACAACAUGCAGACCACUACACCAGCUACUCCAGAAACCAACAAACAGAAAUUCACAUCUCGUCAAGAUCUGAAAGAGCAUUUAUUGCAAAUGUCCAAACAGCAAAAUAAACCGACUUCGGAAUAUGCACAAGCUGUUGCACAAACGUUGUUGCAUAUACAAAAUGAAAUUGUAGUAACACAUUUGGCGCCGCUUAUGCGAGCGCCGCCCCUACAUGAGCUCUUUGUUUUCAGCGAUGUGUCCACAGUGCGUCGUAAUAUUAUUGGCGCGCCACGUGCGGCACUCCAUAUGGCACUCAACAAUCCCAACUACUACUUACAAUGCAAAUGUUGCCAAUUGUCUGAGUCCAAUCAGCUACUGGCCACGCUCCCCGAUUUAUCAGUUGCGUAUAAAUUGCAUCUGGAAUGUGGCCGCAUGAUUAAUCUCUUCGAUUGGUUACAAGCUUUUCGAUCCGUCGUGGACGAUAUCGAUAACGAGCAGGAACAGGUGGAUCCACAGAUUCAAGCUCGUUUUACUCGUGCUGUAGCCGAACUCCAAUUUCUGGGUUAUAUUAAGAUGUCCAAACGCAAAACGGAUCAUGCUACGCGAUUGACAUGGUAGUCAAUCAAGGUAGUUAGUAUUGUUAUGUUUUGGACUAGAAAUAAGGUUUAAAGAUUAAAUAAACUUUGUAAGA
This is a messenger RNA of Zeugodacus cucurbitae (melon fly), 2528 nucleotides long. RefSeq names its product origin recognition complex subunit 3 (gene Orc3). Gene Ontology annotation, molecular function: DNA replication origin binding. NCBI's taxonomy places the organism in Eukaryota, Metazoa, Arthropoda, Insecta, Diptera, Tephritidae. Gene Ontology annotation, biological process: DNA replication; DNA replication initiation. The transcript is spliced from 5 exons. The record is from RefSeq and is a predicted model, not a curated record. Bases 197 to 2455 code for a protein of 752 amino acids. Gene Ontology annotation, cellular component: nuclear pre-replicative complex; DNA replication preinitiation complex; nuclear origin of replication recognition complex.